Sitophilus oryzae (rice weevil) is the source of this 1971-nucleotide messenger RNA. RefSeq lists its product as uncharacterized. The record is from RefSeq and is a predicted model, not a curated record. NCBI's taxonomy places the organism in Eukaryota, Metazoa, Arthropoda, Insecta, Coleoptera, Curculionidae. The annotation marks the transcript as partial. The transcript has 3 exons.
AUGCCGCCUUCAAGUUCCGAAGUAGAUAAAUUAAAAAAGGCCAAAACCUUGCGAAAUACGGAAAUAAAUCGUAUUCGUGACACUUGGCAAAUUGCUUCUGAAGCUCAAAAGGAUACCAAUAUACAACCUGAAUUUAUUCAAAGAUAUCGCACAAUUGAUACAAUUAGUGACGCAUUUGCUAAGCAACAUAAUAUAAUUUGUUCCCUUCUUGAAUCGGAUGAGGAAUUCGCAGUUGAGGAUGAAAUACGCAAAGAAUUUGAAAGUUUAUCAGUGCGUCCACAAAUAAUUGAUAUAUUUGGUCUCGGUACCAUGAAAACGCGAAGUGAUAGUGGUAUUGUACAAGGCGUAAUUGUACCUUUAAAUUCAGAGUCCCCUCAGCUAAUUAUAGAAGCUCUUGUUUUGGAUCAAGUCUGUACAUCGAAUAUGCCGGUUCAGUACAGUAAUAUAAUUCAAGAAUAUAUUGACAAUGGACAUUUAGAGUUAGCUGAUCAGACUAUCGAUAAUAAUGAAUAUUUUAUACCGCACCAUUGCGUUUUUAAUCCACACUCUGUAACAAGUCCAAUUCGCAUAGUUUUUGACGCGUCCUGUAAGGAUUCUAAUCAUAUAUCUCUUAAUGAUUGUCUUCUGAAAGGACCUAAAUUACAAAAGGACAUUUCCGCUAUUUUAUUAAAUUUUCGCUUAUACGCUAUCGCAAUAACUGCUGAUAUUAAAGCUAUGUAUCGCCAGAUCCAACUAAAUCCUAAAUUUUAUAAAUUCCAAAAAAUAUUUUGGCGCUUUUCCAGUGAGGAACCCGUACAAGAAUAUGUACUUAAAACUGUAACAUUCGGAGUUAACUCAUCACCCUUUCUUGCGUUACGUACUAUUAAUCAAUUAGCAAAUGACGAAAAGGAAUUAUUUCCUCACGCUUCAAAAAUUCUUCUUUCUGAUAAUAUUUUUGUGGAUGAUAUUUGUACAGGGUGUAACACAGUGCAAGAAGCUACUAAUCUUCAAUAUGAAUUAUCAAAUUUAUUGUUAAAAGGUGGAUUUGAAUUAAGAAAAUGGUCUAGCAAUAAUAAUGAUUUUUUAAAGACUAUUCCUGAACAUCUUUUACUUAAGAAUUGCAUAAAUUUUGAUUUAGAUUCUGCGUUAACUGUAAAAAUUUUAGGACUUAAAUGGAAUCCAACUGAAGAUAGUUUUUCUUAUUCUGUUACGUCAUUUAAUGUAACUUGUACUAAACGUAAUAUGCUAUCAGAACUCGCUCGCAUAUAUGACCCUCUUGGUUUCUUAACCCCUGUUACGCUACUUUCAAAACUAUUAAUUCAAAACCUUUGGUCGCUUAAAUUAAAUUGGGAUGAUGUACCUCCGCCGCAAAUAAUUAAACGCUGGGAAUUAUAUAAAUCUCAGUUACCAGAUUUGCUUAAAGUUCGCAUACCUCGUUAUCUUUUUUCUAAUAGUUUCGAAUUUAUUGAAUUAUGCGGAUUUUGUGAUGGUUCUCAAGACGCUUAUGCCGCCUGUAUUUACGUGCGUCUUGUGUCACAAUUUAAUAUAACUACAUCGCUGUUAUGUGCUAAAUCAAAAGUCGCUCCGCUAAAACGCAUUUCCAUACCUAGGGUUGAACUUUGCGCUGCGUUACUUCUUACGCGUUUAUUUUCAUUUGUUCUUAAGACUUAUUCGUCAAAAAUUAUAUUCAAAAAUAUUUACGGUUUUACCGAUUCUACUAUUGUAUUACAAUGGCUUCAGUCCUCGCCACAUCGUUUUAAACCCUUUGUCGCUAAUCGAAUUGCCGUAAUACAAGAAGAAUUACCCAAUGUACAUUGGUUACAUGUAUCUUCGAGUAAUAACGCCGCCGAUCCUGCAAGCAGAGGUAUUUUUCCUUCUGACUUUGUCCAGUGUUCUACCUGGUGGACAGGACCCGAUUUUCUUAAAAAACCUCAAAGCCAAUGGCCUCUAAAUCUUUUUCCUCUUACGCCUGAUUUAAAUCAAAACGACGAG